AGGAGUAGAGACAAGUUGCUGAGUGUGUAAAUCUUUCCAGAGCACAUACACCCUGCCCCAGGGUCCUUCUUAGGCUGCCCCAUGGAGUUUCCCCUGGCCCAGAUAAGCCUUCAAGGAAGUCAUGAAGCCCCCUCCUCAACUUUCAGCAUCUUCCAGCCCAUGGAUUUGACACACAGAAGCUGCCAGGGCCUGAGCUCACCCCCUGAGCCCAGACAGCACACCCCAGCCAAAGAGGCUCAGCGCAGUCCCAGGACCCCCACUGUCCACACUGAGGCCCCAGGGGCUGCGUCCAUCCUAGGGGAUGCUGGGAAGCCUGAAGAAGUACCUGGGGCAGAAAGCAGCUGGUCUCUGCAGGCGGAGACCCGAGCUUGGUUCCAACAGACCCAGGCCCCCGGGUUCCUGCAGCACGGGGCAGCCCCAGCCUGGUUCCAUGGCUUCAUCACUCGGAGGGAGGCAGAGAGGCUGCUGGAGUCCCAGCCUCAAGGAUGCUACUUGGUGCGGUUCAGCGAGAGUGCUGUGACCUUCGUGCUGACCUACAGGAGCCAGACUUGUUGCCGCCACUUUCUGCUGGCCCAGCUCCGGGAUGGGCGCCACGUGGUGCUGGGCGAGGACAGUGCCCACGCGCGGCUGCAGGACCUGCUGCAUCACUAUACAACGCGCCCGCUCAUCCCCUAUGGGGAGACACUUACCCAGCCCCUCGCUCGCCAGACUCCUGACCCGGCUGGACUUUCCCUAAGGAAUGAAGAAUCAAAUUCUGGAAGCAAAAGCCAGGACCCCAUUCCCAAGCACAACCCACUCAUCAAACAGGAGCAGGCCCCCGCCUUAGAGCACAAAGCGGGAAGCCUGGAGCCAAAGGAGCCACCCAGGCCCAAGCCUCCCAUUCCUGCCAAACCUCAGCUACCCCCCGAAGUCUAUGCAAGCCCCAAGCCGCGACCCUACCCAGCCUUACCCCCUAAGCCCACCAACCCUAUUUACCAUGAGCCUGAUGAACCCAUAGCUUUCUAUGCCAUGGGGCGGGGAAGCCCUGGAGAAGCCCCCAGCAACAUCUAUGCUGAGGUGGAAGGACCACCUGAGACUGUGUCCAUCAAGCACCCUGUUCUCCGGAAGUGCCAGUCCAGGCCCGUCCCAGGAGUCCAGAAUCCAGGUGGCCCACAGCUGCAUUCUGAGAACUCUGUUUCUGGACAAAGCCCUCUCUUGCCCCAGCAGCCCCCUCUCCCAUAUAGGCACACCCUUCCCCACAGUCUUUCUAGACAGAUGCUGCAGGACAGAGGACAGAUGUGACUCUCCCUUGGACCUCCUUCUUCAGUAAGUGGAAAGUCUGAGCUUGAAACAUCAGGUCCACAGACCUAGGUGCCCUUCUCAGGAACUGUGGAUGAAACAAGCACAGGUGAUCAGAGCUGGGAAGGACCUCAGCCCUCAUCAAUUGCAAGAAUGGCAAAGAGAUGUCAUCUUGCAUGCCAACUCUAAUCCAUUGGUUGUGGCUGCCUAGAGGGUUGCAUUGGAAAGGAUGUUAAGGUCACAUCUGAACUCAGCAGAAAAGAGCAUCAUGAUUGAUUAGUGAUGUCUGCUGUGGAUGUAGAAGGGAGAAGGAGCAGUAUUUCAUUUGCUCUUGCUGAUCAAGGUCAAUUCCCUCUCUGUGCAGAUAAGGAAAUAAAACCAGAGAGGGAUAGUGACUUAGCCAAGGUCAAAGACUUACUGCAUAUGCUCUAACUCUUCUCCACAGGAUGUGACAGAGAUUUCCUCAGAUAGAAAGCCUGGCUGCUUUCCACAUGGGGCCUGGGUGCUAGCUCCUCUCCUUUGGAUACUAGUGUAGCCCUGAAUAUUGAAAGGUCUGGCUUCCACCAAGAAGCCUGAAAGCUGGAAAAACAAACAUGCAGUCUGCCUCAUCUUAAUAACACAUGCUCCCUCCUGAGAAUGCCCAGGAAUCAAAGGGUUAGGUACUUGCUGAUCCUCUGAGAUGGUAAGAAUUAUGCUAGAGGGCCCUGCUGGCUCUCACCGCCCUGGUUUCUCCUUCUGGAGUCUAAUUUCCUUGGCCUUCUGAUUCUGAGUCUGGGCCCUGGUCCAAUGCUGCUGUUGUCUGAGGAAUGGUUUGGUGAGAACAGAUGUUAGAACUUGUUUUGUUGAUUGUCUGGCUAAUAAAUCAUCACCAACAACCUC
Dipodomys spectabilis (banner-tailed kangaroo rat) is the source of this 2157-nucleotide messenger RNA. RefSeq names its product SH2 domain containing 2A (gene Sh2d2a). Bases 82 to 1281 code for a protein of 399 amino acids. The record is from RefSeq and is a predicted model, not a curated record. The transcript is spliced from 8 exons. Gene Ontology annotation, cellular component: cytoplasm. NCBI's taxonomy places the organism in Eukaryota, Metazoa, Chordata, Mammalia, Rodentia, Heteromyidae.